GUUUCACUCGAUGUUUCUGCACCCCUAGUUCCAGCCGCAGUCAACACAACACGCAGAGGACAAGCAUAAUUUUCUUUUGUUAUCUAUUAAAAAUCGUUGACCAUGGCAUACGACCUGAAGAAGGAGUCGGACGUGAAGGAGUACAUCGACAAGUUGGGCGUGGAGUACCGGUUCGGGUGUUAUUCCGAGAAGAAGCCGGAAGCCUGCCACCUACUCGGCGACUACCUUGAGGGCAUCAAAAAGGAUUUCGAGAAGGCAUCCAAGGUCUACAAAUCGACGUGCGACGACUACGGUUACGCAAAGUCCUGCUACAAGUACGGCAACUACAGCUUCCUGGGCAAGGGCAAGAGCGGGAGCAAGGGAGACCCCCGGGCGGCAUACGAAUACUACGAGAAGGGCUGCAACCUAAACGACUCGGACGCCUGCCUUCACUCUGGCCUGCUGCUUGUCUCCCGGUCUAUGCCCAAGGAGAUCGACAGGAACGUGCCAAAGGGCUUGGAGUUCUUGACCAAGAGCUGCGACAUGAACAACGCCACCGCCUGCUUCUACCUCUCCGGCAUGCACAUCUCGGGCGUGCAGAAAAAGCCUGAACAGAGCGCAGCGACUGCAUCCGCCGGGAGUGGGCCUGCGCCACCGCCUGUUGCAAAGACGCCGCUGAAGGACUCCGACUACAUUGUGCUGAAAGACAUGAAGAAGGCGUUCCAAUUCGCCCGCAAGGCGUGCGAGCUCCGCAACAUGUACGCGUGUGCCAAUCUCAGCCAGAUGUACGCCCGCGGCGACGGGAUCGAGAAGAACGAGAAGGAAGCUGAGAAGUACAAGAAGCUGGCCCUCGAGAUGCAGGACGAGGUGAAGAAGCAGCAGGAGACGCUUGGCUUUCAGCAGGGCGUCGGCAUGCCCAAUUGACUUAGAAUCAGUUCGAUUCCUACUUUCAUCUUUUGUUGUUCUUUCGCCCUCGCUUAGACCAAUGUCUUUUUGUCUUUACGUGUAAAUUAGUUGGGUUUCUGUUUACCCUAUGCUAUGCCCUUACACCUUUCCGGUCGGUUCAACACCAGUGGUUAAACUAUCCAAAUUGUGUUUUUCAUUUCUGUGUACAUAUCCCGCAUUUGCUUGCGGCGGAGCGAGAGAGAGAGAGGUGUGAGGAGAGAAAUUUCUAGUUUUAAUUGUUAAAGUUAUCAAGUAGCAAACGAAGACCUUAAAAAAAUUCUGUUGAUACCUUAAAUACAAAAUACAAACCAGUUCUACCAAAGGACGUAGACCAAAAAACUUUAA
This is a messenger RNA of Drosophila ficusphila, 1269 nucleotides long. RefSeq names its product cytochrome c oxidase assembly factor 7 homolog (gene Coa7). The record is from RefSeq and is a predicted model, not a curated record. Gene Ontology annotation, cellular component: mitochondrial intermembrane space. NCBI's taxonomy places the organism in Eukaryota, Metazoa, Arthropoda, Insecta, Diptera, Drosophilidae. Gene Ontology annotation, molecular function: protein binding. Bases 103 to 903 code for a protein of 266 amino acids. The transcript has 3 exons.